This is a messenger RNA of Hibiscus syriacus, 351 nucleotides long. RefSeq lists its product as uncharacterized. The transcript is spliced from 2 exons. Lineage: Eukaryota; Viridiplantae; Streptophyta; Magnoliopsida; Malvales; Malvaceae. The record is from RefSeq and is a predicted model, not a curated record. Bases 25 to 351 code for a protein of 108 amino acids.
ACCUGCGAUUGUUUCAAUUGAUAUAUGAGUUACUGGGGAAAGUGGGACUCAUCACCUAACAGACAUCUGAUACACGAGAUUAUUGGUGCUUUUGAAGACGAGUUGGCUCGAAGCAAGAAAACCGAGACCAAGAGCAAGAAAGAGAGGAAGACGAAAGGUGGUUCUGCUGCUGAUGAUAACUCUGUUGGUUUGAAGGAAACCAAGGAAGAUUCUGGUGAGUUGAAUACGGUUGAACCGAGAAACGGCAGAGGCGGUGGUUGUGGAGAUGGUGGUGAAGAAGGGACUGAGAAAGGGCCAGUAAGGAGGUUGGUGUACUUCAUUGGAAAGAAUAUUUCGAACGUUUUGGGGUAA